This is a messenger RNA of Ictalurus punctatus (channel catfish), 2177 nucleotides long. RefSeq names its product N-terminal glutamine amidase 1 (gene ntaq1). NCBI's taxonomy places the organism in Eukaryota, Metazoa, Chordata, Actinopteri, Siluriformes, Ictaluridae. The transcript has 6 exons. Gene Ontology annotation, cellular component: nucleus; cytosol. The record is from RefSeq and is a predicted model, not a curated record. The coding region runs from base 960 to 1568 and encodes 202 amino acids. Gene Ontology annotation, molecular function: protein-N-terminal glutamine amidohydrolase activity; protein-N-terminal asparagine amidohydrolase activity.
UUACAGAUUAUUACAGAAGUCCCGGGAAGAACUGGAUCUGAGACAAAAGCUGUUCAGAGGAUACUUAAGUGGUUGGAUAUAGUUAUUGAGUUAUUAGAUUAUAUUUAUAUCACAUUCAGGAUGAGGUCCUGUUCCCCCACAAUUAAAAUAUCAUAUUGGUAUAAAAUUACUGACUGUAGAAAGGGUCCACUAGAAGCUUUUUGAACAGUGUGUUGGAUUUACAGUAUAAACACUUUAAUGCAACAUUAGUCCUGGGGUCAGAAAUUGACACCAAUGAAGGGCGGAGGAGAUUUUACACAACCACCACCACCUGAAUGAAUUAAAUUAUUUAAACAAUAACAUUUAAUAACAGGGGAGAAGUCAGGCUAUAGUUUUUAGCUGUCAUAUGGGUUUUAGUAAAUUAUGGAGUGGUAGGCUAGUGAUUUACUAGAGAUGAGCAACCAAUAAACCUUUAUCAAUGCAUUUUAAACAUCGUGAAAUUAUUUGCAAAAUACGCAGCUAAUCGAUGAAUGAUGUGAGUAUUCUGUUGGCUGUUUUGUAAAAUCCUUAAAAAGUUAAGGAAUGUUAAAAAUGUUGAGCCACCAGAGGUGCCCAAGUAUUGAUUACUAAUAGCUACUAUCUCGUCCAUCUCAUGUAGUGCAGAUCAUUCCUCGUUCAUGUUUAAGUAUUUGUAUUUGUGAGCAUUUAUCUAGAUGCUGCAGUUAUCACCUUUUUAAGGUGAUUAUCACAUUGCUUAGUUAACACGCAGAUUAAACCUGGAAUGUCGCAGUUAUUAGACCCCGGUACUAAAACAUCAUUCAGAGUUUCCUUACGGACUUUAAAAAAUGUAACACUACUAAACUAAAGUAAACGAAGAGAGCAGAAAGGUUAAUAUUUUCAGCGCUUUAAAUUUAUGACAUGAUAACUGUUUAUGCAAAUAAAAUUAGAUUUUAAGUCAUUUAAAUUAGCUAUACACUGCCAUGUAUGAAGAAGGUAUUUCUUCAGAGUACACAGCUAUCACUCCAGCAAGAGCGGACUGUGUGUACACGAGCUGUUACUGUGAAGAGAAUGUGUGGAAAUUGUGUGAACAUAUCCAGGCUCAGGAGAUGUGUCCACUGGACGAAGUGCAUGCAGUCUUCAUAUCGAAUGAAAAUAAAGCGAUCCCUAUUUGGAAACAGAAAUCCAGCAGAGGGGGUGAACCUGUGAUAUGGGAUUACCAUGUUGUGUUACUACACUUCAACCCACAAGCGCAGAGUUUUGUGUAUGAUCUGGACACCACCCUUCCCUUCCCAUGUCCUUUUGACGUGUAUUCCAGAGAAGCAUUUCAAUCUGAUGAGCUGCUAAAACCAGAUUUUCGAAGGCAAAUGCGAGUGAUACCAGCGGUCACCUACUUAAAGAAGUUUGCAUCAGAUAGAUCUCACAUGAAGCAUUCUAACGGAACAUGGCGUAUGUCCCCACCACCAUAUCCUUGUAUAGAAACAACAGAGUGCAAAAUGAACCUGGAUGACUUUAUCAACAUGGACCCGAACGUGGGCUUUGGAAAAGUUUAUAAGCUUCCUGAAUUUGUGCAACACUUUGGAGCAAAGUGAUGAAUUUUGAAAGCAGCAAAUAAACUGUAGCAAAGUCAUGCUGAAACGUAGAAGACGAGUUGGGAUUGUCGAGGUACGGGAUAAUAGCUAACUGACCAAAUCGGUGGAUGUGUCCGAUUCUGCCUCUACAAUGUCGCAAACCCCAAUGCUCACUACACCAUGUGAAUAAGGUGCUUAUUGUAUGCGAAUGGUUUCAUUAAAUUAAAGAAGAAAAAUCUGCAGCCACUGGAGGUUUAUUUUCAGAUUGUAAAAAUUGUUUAGAUUUUUUUCCUGUAAUAACUGAUACUGAUUUAUAUUUACCAUUUUAAGUAAAAUUGUUCUUUAAGUAAUGUGUGUGGUGCACGCUAAUGUGAAACAAUCUACUGUAGCAUGGCCCAUUGGUGAAUAAAUUGCUGUAUGCGGCUGAGUUUGUUAUUGUUAGGCCAUUACAGAGUCGUUUAUCUUCACAACUGCGGUAAUUGUUUUGCUAAUGUGUUACCUCCUGCAUUUUUCCUUAAACAAAGCAGCAAAGCAGUGGGAGUCGUAAAAUUUAUUGAUGGUCUAUGUUCUUGUACAAAGGAGAAGAGUAGGUAUACAGUACAAAUAAUAAAAAUGCUGUUCUGAAUUAUA